Procambarus clarkii (red swamp crayfish) is the source of this 1856-nucleotide messenger RNA. RefSeq names its product multiple inositol polyphosphate phosphatase 1. Gene Ontology annotation, molecular function: acid phosphatase activity; inositol phosphate phosphatase activity. The record is from RefSeq and is a predicted model, not a curated record. NCBI's taxonomy places the organism in Eukaryota, Metazoa, Arthropoda, Malacostraca, Decapoda, Cambaridae.
UAUUAUUUGGAUGACGCGCCGCCAGUCUUGGGUCAUCCUUCUCUCCGGAUUAAAUUCUAUUUGCAAGGAUAAGACAGGUGGUGGGUGGCCAGAGUCAGCUGGUGGCUGAGCUGACACUGCUGCACUGGAGUAACUAAUGACUUGUCUUUUCCUCGGUUCAGAUUGCUUAAUGGUUCAUGUGUGAAGAAGAGUUCAGCGAUAUCUGAUUAGGGUAAUACAGGUACUCAGAGUAGGAUGUACAAGACACUUGCACAAGCAGUUUCAUUUUUCUCGCUCCUCUGCUGCUCCUCAACCUCCCAUAUAUGCAAGGGUGUUGAAGAUGAGAUCCCAUUAAACCGUCUUUCUACCAAGACUUCAUAUUUUAAUGCAGAAAAAGAUAAAAGCCACUGGGAAAAAUUUAACAAUGAAGUGUGGGGCUGCACAGCUCAGCAAAUGUGGCUCCUCAACCGCCAUGGUACUCGCUACCCAACGAAGAAUGAUAUGGGCAAGCUGUUGAGCAUAUUACCAAGUAUGAGCCAGCAGAUAGAAGCAAAUCAUCAACAAGGGAGAGGUUGUUUAAAUCAAGAUGAUAUAAGCCAGUUAGGCAGUUGGUUUCCUCCCUAUGGACCACACGACAAGGAGCAGCUGCAGGAGAUGGGUUACGAUGAGCUCACUUCCAUUGGCGAGUACUGGAGAGAUAUGUUUCCACAUCUUUUCAACGUGACAUAUGAUCCUGCCAAGUUCAAGGUGGAGUUUACUGUAAAGAACCGUACUGGUCAGAGUGCUUACCACUUCCUGAAAGGCAUGUUUGGAGAUGAUGUGGUUGGAAAUAUAGAAUUUCCAGAGCCAUUUAGUCCAAACUUCAUACUGAGAUUCUACAAAGCAUGUCCUCGCUGGUUGCGUGAAGUAUAUAGGAACAGUGAGACGACAUACAAAGAGCGAACAUUAUUUACUCACUCCGAAGUGUUCCAGAGUGUUGCCCAUGCUGUGAGCGCCAGACUUGGGUUCAUGCAUCCACUUAAACCAGGAGAAAUUGAGGCAAUUUACGAUGAGUGCCGCUAUGAAACAGCUUGGUGGCCUUCUCAGAAAAGUGCAUGGUGUUCAGCUUUCUCCCACUAUGACUUUGAGGUCAUGGAAUAUCAUCAGGACUUAAAAUAUUAUUAUGAGGACAGCUAUGGCCAUCCCCUCAACUCGAAGACCGCUUGUAGGACCCUGUGUGAUCUUUACAAUAACUUCAGGAUGACUAUCAGCAAAGGGGAGGCCAAGCCACAAGGGAUAUUUUAUUUUGCACAUGACAAAACUAUAUUUAAGGUUCUGGCUAGUAUGGGAUUAUAUCAUCCUCCUGAACACUUGAGGCAUGACAAUUUUGCAGACUUAAGGAGCAGGAAGUGGCGAACAAGCUUUAUUUCUCCCUUUGGUGCUAAUGUAGCAUUUGUUCUUUACAGAUGUGGGUUAGAGUACAAAAUAGGCACCUUCUUCCAAGGUCAGCCUACACCCCUCACCGAGCACUGCCAAGGAACGCUGUGUCGGUUGGAAGAGAUAAACCCGUGGCUGAGUGAGAGCUGCGAGACCUGCGACCUCAGCAAGCUGUGUAUGAUGCAUGAUGAGCUUUAAAAAGGAACUGACUAGUUUGAACGUGUGUAUAUAUAAUACAGUUUAUUAUAAUUUUUAGGUAUGAGAAUUGUGAUGACUGAUUUUUUUAAUGAUUUUUCAUUAAAAAUUUUUCUUGUUGAUUUAAAUAAUUAUUUAAACCGUCUCAUAUUUAUGAAUGAAUGAGAUGUGAGUAAUCCAGAUAUGUAGUUGAAAGUGUUAAAUUAUUUACAGAUACAGUACACCACAUAGAGCACAAAAUCCUCCAAAAGAAAAGAAUCUUUUCU